GUGAUUCCCCAGGCCAGUGUUGGAGAGGUGCACCACACCCUCCGCACCCCCUUCCAGAGGGUUGAUGACUUCUUCAUCCCUCCAACCAACCUCAUCAUCACUCACGUCAGGUACGGAUGUCCCGCUAACCUUAAACACGGUGGUGAACUCACCACCUCAACAUCGCAAUCCCUCUCAAGUGGAGGAAAAAAUAGCAAAUUAGAAUUUUAAUGAGAAUCCUGACCACACUGUAAUCACCAAAAAAUACCAUUAACCUUUCCCUUGAACUUUGUCAUCUUAGGUUUGGCUUCGCCUUCCUCAAAUCUGAACCUGCGGUGCAUAAGAUUGACUUGGAGACCUUCCACCGCGUCAAGACCAUCAGCCUGAAGAACUACAGCUGUGUGCCCGUCAGCAUGGCUUACACACACCUGAGUGGAUUCUACUUCAUCCAGUGCCAGUCUCAGAGCAGGGACCCCUCGUCAGCCCAGCCACAGCUCCUCAUCGACAGUGUCACCGACACCGUCAUUGGGCCCAACCUCAACAUCACGGGCCAGCCCUACGUGUCCCCGAAUGGCCGCUACAUCGUCACACCGGACCAGCAGCGCGGCAAGCUCAGAGUUCAAACAGUGUCCUUCCAGGGGGUGCUGGGUCUGAGCUGGGAGUUGGACACCACUCUCCUUGUGUCCGACCUGGUCUUCCAGCCCUCCUUCACUGAGUCCAACCAGUACACGGUGGUAGCUGCCUCUGGCUCAGGCAUGGACCUGCUCUUCUCUGACCUGGCGUCAGGCCACAGCGAGGUCCUCAGGAGCCUCAAGGAGCCCCUGUCACCCCACACCUGGCCCUGGGGGGGCCCCAACAGAGUGGUGGUGUCCAGUGGACUGUUUGGCCAGUACCUGGUCACCCCCUCAGCGGAGUCCCUCUUUGUGUUGAACGGCAAACAGAAGACGCCCCAUUGCGAGGUGUCAGACAUCAAGAGAGGGAACACAGUGGUGUGGGUGGGAGAGGUAUGA
Molecule: messenger RNA, 989 nt
Organism: Coregonus sp. 'balchen'
Lineage: Eukaryota; Metazoa; Chordata; Actinopteri; Salmoniformes; Salmonidae
Source: the annotation of a GenBank genome assembly